AUGUUAAGAAUGUGGGUGUGGCACACAUGGUGUUUGUUUAUUUGAUUGAUUGAUUGAGCCUUCUGAACAGAUUCUGACACUGAAAUUCAGCCGAAAAUUGACCCUCUUGCAAAAGUGUCCACACAUCAAUAGAACAACGAGAUUCCAACAAUUGAAAACUUUUAAACACCCCUUCCUUCUCUUCCUUUGUUUGCUGUGAUUUCAGUUGCUGCAUAACAGAACACCACUCGCUUCUUCUUUCAUCUCCCUUCUCACUCAAUUUCUCUGUUUGACACAACUGCCAACCAGAUCAGUGAUUGACCCAAUUGAGACAAGCCUUGAAAGUUCCGUUUUCUUUAGAGUUCUUGCUGGUUUUGCAGGUGACCGUGUUGGAAAUUCAAGAUGGUUCUGUUCUGUGACUGAACAAAUGUCCUCUUGAGUUUGGAUUUGGUUUUUGCUUGUAGCUGUUUCAGAAAGAUUCCUUUGUCACAAUGUGUUGAAUUCUGCUAUCAUGUUUCCUUUUAAGCACUACUUGUUUGUUGGAUUCAAUCACUUUAUUCUGUAUUCUGUUUACUCAUUUGGCACAGUUCCAGCUCAUUUAUUCUCCAUUUCAUAAUUUCAUAUUCUUAUGCCGGGGAUUUCAGCCUCUACUUUUCAUGCCUCUUCAUAGUUUCCAUGACUAUCUACUUACACCAAUUGAGAUUUUUAACACUAUUUGGGUAUUGACUGUCACUUGAGAGAAGAGAGGACUGAUACUUUUUCUUCUGUAUCAAAUCUUGCAGAGUACUUGAUACUUGGUUUAGUUACCUUUUUUCAUGACUGACUCUCAGUUGAAGUGAUUCAAUCAUCCUUUUGGUUUGAAGUUGAAGCUAUUUGAUUUCUGAAUUUUUGCAAAUUUCUUGGUCUCUGGAUAUGGCUGGGAGCCAAGAUCAACUAGAGAUCAGGUUUCGGUUGAGUGAUGAUUCGGAUAUUGGCCCUAAACGUUAUGCUGCUGCUACUAGUAUUGCAACGCUGAAAGAAAGUGUUCUUGCUCAAUGGCCAAAAGAUAAGGACUAUGGACCAAGAACUGUUAAAGAUUUGAAGUUAAUUAGUGCCGGGAAAAUAUUGGAGAAUAACAGAACAGUGGGAGAAUGUCAGAGUCCAUUGUGUGAUCUCCCUGGUGGAGUUACAACAAUGCAUGUGGUUGUGCAACCACCUUCUGUGGAAAAAGAUAGGAAAGUAGCAAGUGAAGCACAGCAGAACAAAUGUGUUUGUGUGAUAUUAUAGUGUCCAGAUUGAACAGAAGAUGUCAUCUACUUAGGUGGUUAAAAGUCACACUUCUAUACAUUUUUAUGGCUUUCAAAAGAUUUCCUCAUACACAAACUCUUUGGUUGCAUGUCUCAUUACAAUACAUGUAAAGAGUUUUUGGCUUGUGAAGAAGUUAUUGUUUUCUCUCCUUUCUCUGCAUCUGUUGCUGCCUCAUCUUCCAUUUGGUAUAAUUGUUGAUUGGAAUGAACUAUACAAUUGUACUUGUGCUUCAGCUGGAUGCAAAAAAUUACCAUGUUAAACUC
Molecule: messenger RNA, 1529 nt
Organism: Vigna unguiculata (cowpea)
Lineage: Eukaryota; Viridiplantae; Streptophyta; Magnoliopsida; Fabales; Fabaceae
Product: membrane-anchored ubiquitin-fold protein 2-like
Source: RefSeq, a predicted model, not a curated record